AUGACAAAGGACAAGGUCAGUCAGGAAAGUAGUCUGGCUGUCGUCAGCGUGACGGAAGGGAAAGCGUUCUAUGCACUGUUGUUCUAAACACUGAAGUAACUUUUUGGCAGCUUUGUGAAUGAGUUGCUGUCUUCAAAGUUCAAGGUGAUCUUUCCAUUCACAGGGGAGCUCUAACAGUACUGCAUUACCUGGCUGUUACCUGGCUCUGUCAGGUGUGCCUGUAUGAGAGCUUGGAGAUCAUGACCGGACAGUGGAGAGAUGACGGUGGUCCUCCUUGCCCGUGUUGUUGUGGCGGCGAGUGUGUUAAUGUAGGUUGUUAGUGUGUCAGUGUACCAGCCAGGCAUCCACAGUGUCAUUGCGUGAGUGAGUGGGAGGGAAACGGACACCAGUGACUGGUACAGUGGGAAACUGGAGUCCAAAAAGCUUCCUUUUGCUUUGAAGCAUACAGAUCUACCUCUUUACCUCCACUCUCCCUCCCUUCCAUCAUUCCUUAUCUCGCUCUUUUCCCCCCCUGCCUUUUGCCCUGUGUCCAACUUUGGCUUGGUGGCACCACUGCUCCUGUUACCCUAACAGGGUAUAAGAGGGGUCAACACGGACAGGGGCGGGGAGGGGGGAGGGACGGGUGGUUCAGCUGUUGGCUUUACACCCCCCACCACAUUUCCUUCCUGUUCCUUAGAGACAGGGAGUGGGCUGGUCUGUUGCUAUGGUGACACACUGAUUGGCAGCUGUAUUUGGUCAGCUAUAGAGGGGGGGUGGUGGGUUCCUCAUGGCCCAUGCAUGGUUAAUUGGUGCAAAUGAUUACUUCAGACACCCCUGUCUGUAUAUGUUUAACCCACUCCGAUUUGACACUUGCAUAAGUGAGGAUGAAUUCUACCCCAAGCAGUACACCUGUGUGUCUGUAUAGAUGGCUGUGUGCCCUUACCUACUAUAUUUUAUUAAUAUCCAGCCCCAUUAGAGACAACAUUUGUGUGAGUGCUUUGGCCGGUUGGGGGAGAGAGCGAGAGAGAGAGGGAGGGAAAUAUGUAACAGGCAGAGAGAAAUAGAGGAGGAAUAGGGAGGGAGAGAGCGGCAUUGUGGGAAGGGUUGCUGAUACAGCACAAGCUACCAGGUUUAUUUAUAGAGACCUCGCCGCCCAGCCCUUGGAUACUAGCAGCCAAUGAGCAGCCAGAGAGGAAGGGGGUGUCACACUCAGGAAGUUCUCAAUGUGUUCACUUCAGCAUUUAAAGGCACAGUGUGACAUUACUCAGUGCUCGGCAGAUAGCCCUCAUAACUAUCGUCAUUUCCCUCCCAACUGAGGCCAGGGCAGAACAAGGCCUCUCAUAACAACAGCAGUUUCCAUGCGUUAUGAGAAUUUUCUUCUGUUUUUUUUUGUAGACCGAUUUUCUACCGUUUUCUUUGCAAUUCUGAUCCAAGUGCAUCUACAGUCAUUACUGUAGCAUAAAACCACAACAUUGCAGGUGCAGCUGUCCUAUUUAGUUUGACCAUUUAAAGCUGUGUUGUAUUGUUAAACUCUCACAAUGCAUGGCCAAUGCUGAUGGAGAUUUAUUAAACAGUCUUUGCUGUAGAACAUUGUCAUAUUGAUCUGAAAGGCUGAUUAACUGUAACUCUGUAAGCUCUGGAUACAGGUCUGCGUGAGUGCAGUUACAUGCACACAAUAAUGCGAUUAUUGUGGAUAGUCAGAUUAAUAUAAUUGUUUGAUUAAAACGUUGACAUGCUUUGCAAGAAGAACGAUUUCCCUAAUAAUCCUGUUUACAUGGACACAUCUGAAAUCAGGCUACCUGAAAAUAAAUGUUGUACCACAGCGAGCAUAUUUGAUUCUGAGUUCGGACAUUGUAUUUGAAAAUGACUUCUAAGAUGCAUACAUUGUUGUUCCGAACACACUUCACUCGCGCUAAAGAGGGAGGCUCGCCCGGCUGGUGCUAGCACAUGCGCAGAUCAAAGACACCGCUGGAAUGUCGGUGUUUACAUGUCCGAAUAAUUUAAAAGAUUGCUCAGAAAACCAGUUGUUUUAAGAUGAACAGAGUAAGGUGUUUACAUGACUAUUGCAUAAUCUGCCUACUGCCAUAAUCCGUUUAAUAUUGAAUUAUUAGUGUGCAUGUAAAUGUACUGUGUGUGUGUGUGUUUCGAGUUUUAUUAGUCGUAUGUACAGGAUACACAUGGCAUACACUGUUCAACGAAGUGCUUACUUGCAGGUACCUUCUCGACAAUGCAACAACAAUGAUAAAUAUUAUAAAUAUGUUUGUGUCCAUGUGUUUCUCUUUUUCUCUGUAUUUGUGCCGAGAGAGAAAGCAGUUUGAGAUGAGUCACGUAUGUCAUGUUUCCUCCUUCCCUCUCAGCCCCCCUCCUGAUGCCAGUGUUGGGACUCCUCCUAUCACAGGAGUGAAUGCAUGCAGUCACUCUUCAGGAUUGAUGGUGCACAGACGUGCUGUUUUGCACUUUGUUUAAACUACGGCCAUUGAUCGGCGGGCUAUUUCAAGUUGUAAUGUGUCGUUGAUAAAUUUCACCCCCAUUACUCCUCACUUUAAAAGCCAGUGAUGAAAGCAUUGGCUGUGAAAUAUCUCAUCAAUUUCAUAUACCCCCUUUUCAUAUUCCUCUUUCUGCACUUUACCGGAGACAUGCAAUUAAUCUGUUGGUUCUGCAGGACACUAGCACAGUGGUCGAGGUUUUCAUCAGCAACUUAGGACAUUACACUGGAAGAUGUGUUGAAAGGGUUUGCACUAAAAGUAACCAAACCGUUGAACAGGACAUGUUGUUGGUACUGUUCAGUAGUGUAAAGUCAUUGGUGCACCAUGUCCUCUGUUUAAUCUUCCUCACAUCUGGAGGGAAGAACAGAGUUGGGAACGGACAGACUGUAUUAGUUAAGGGACAUCAUUUCCCUGUCAUUUGACAUUUUACCGGCAGCAUUUUAAUUUACCGGACAUUUGAGAAAUGUACUGGACCCAUAUGCAUUGGGUACAUAACCUGAUUAGGGCGUCCACCCACUGUGCUCAGAAUGACAGAAAUCACAUUUAGAUUAUGGUAAUUCAUAUUAACAGAACAUGCAAGUCGAGGAUGCAACGAUGUGCGGUCCAUCUUAAUGACUUCUGAUGCGCACUUUGAAGAUGCACAUUUACUUUUCCUCAGCUAACAAGAAGAGUAACGAACAGCAAAAUCACUAGCCUAUGUCAAUCUACUAUCCCCCAUAGUGGAAAAGUUUACCUAUUCUAUUGGUCAGCUUGUUGAGAAAGAAAUGGCCUAUUCCAAACUGACUCUGGGACAGUUGUGGGACGAUAGAUCCCAAAUUCAUCCAACCAGUAGGCCUAGGCUACAUGAAAAUGAGUCUGAUGCAACCGAUCAGAACGUUUAGCUUAAAAUGAUAAACUAUUAUUUCUUCACAUUAUAAGGGCAGCAAUGGGCACAAGGCAUUAGGCUACGCACAAAUGUUCAUUCUAUAAUGUAGUUAGUGGGAAAACACUUAUCUAAAGUGUACCGCACAUGCAAGUGGUUUCAUGUGACAGAGAUGGAAAUAUCUGUUAGAAAUUUAGAAAGAGGGAGAUCUAAUAUGCAACAACUAGCAUGGGUUGCUAAUAUGACUAGGAUUGUGCCUUUGGCUACUGGACAAUGAAAGAAAAGUUUAUUAUAAAAUAAUUGCCUCUAAUAUGGUCUGAUUUUGGCUAGGCUACUUUGAGGCAAGGUAAGACAUGCCUCAUAAUAUGUAGUAAAAAGUUCAGGUUUCAAACAAUUAAGUAUAUGUUUUCAAAAUGCGUACUGCCUCAUUGCAAAAUGGUGUGUGACACGCGGAUGAAGCCUGCUUUCUGUUUACUAUGCAUUUGCUGUUUGAGACGCUGUAGCAGCAGCUCUCGCGCUGUCUGACAGAUUUUCCACUAUGAUACAUAACGAAUAUACUGUAUAUGCGCCAAUUUAAUUCCACUAAAUUAUGCAAAUUAACCUAUAGACCGAUAAGCAUGACCAGUCAAAUGUAUUUCCAUCGACUGGUAUUUCCAUCAAUGAAUAGGCUAAAAAGCAUUAUUCUCCCAGACAAUUGACCGGCGGCAAUUUUAUUCAUCGGCUUUUCAAAAAAAUAUAUAUCGGCCAAAAGCCGUCUAUUAGCGGCUAACGGAAACCCUGGUCUGAACUUAAACUUUGAUUCAAACUUUAACUUAACAACCAGGAUGAACGUCUUGUCAUAAACCUUCUACCAUCCACAACUAGGUCAAAGCAUGGUCUGACCCCUUAUGUGUUUAAUGCCAGUGGAAGGAGUUUCCAGGCUGGUUUGCUGAGCCACUGGCGGAUGUUUUUUGUUUUUGUGCGAGCGACCAGCCCCUCUCUAGCUAAGUAAGUAAGUGAGUGAGUGAGGUCAAAAUUCUGCAGAGGCCAAGGUUUACCCAGGAGCCAGCGGUCCAAACUGCUGUGUCUUGGCUUUGGUGGAAAUCAGGCUUGAGCGUGCGGCGCUGUCACCACCACACCGGACUGCUCUUACCAAGCCUGCUGUGUUCCAGCCAUGCUUUUAGCUCGACUGCAGUUAAACUGCAGUCAAAGCAAAGUCUCAAGGCUGCCGAGAAUCUCAGUCCAGUUGAGCCUGGGAUUCUGACAGAAGAACAAGUCUGGUGGAACUUAAUGACAAAGCAAAGCAGCACACUAAACAGUGACUCAUCGUUUUUUUGUAGGAUGAUGCAACAGUGUUGUCAUACAGUGGUUUGUCCCAUUGAAGCCCAUCUUUGCUAGCUCCCUUGACAGAAUCAGAAGAUUUUAGUGCUCACAACAUUCAGCAACAAAAAUGAUUUGGUUAAGGUUCCAUCUUCUAUAUCUUGUGAGAAGCCACCUCUCCUCCUGUCUUUUCAUAUAAAAGCAGGAGUUGGCGAGAAAGAGUUCUGCUUGGAAAUGUCCUCCUGGUUUUGAGGUGUGACAAUAUGGUCUACUGACCUCCACAAAGGUCUCUUAUAUCUUUCUUGCCGUCACACACACACACACACACACACAGACACACCGGCCUUGUCAGGUUGACCUGCGCUAAUGCUGUUUAGGCUGAAACAGGACACCCUCUUGCAUAGAGAUAUUUCACUCCACCAUUAUUUCUGUGGUCUUUCUGGCAGGGAGCUAAAUGGCCUUGAGGAGUGGUACCCUACUAAGUACCCACCCCACCCUUUUGCUCUUCAUCUUUGAUAGGGUGUAUGUGUGUGACUUCAAGGAACAGCCAAGAAGGGUGUGAGAGCACGUGUGCUUUUCCUCUGCAGUGCAGUGCUCGUGCCCACACCCACGGCAGUGCAUGUAUGAUGCGUGAGGAAGCUUCAUGUCGAUGUGUUUUUUCUAAAAACCUCUCCCUCUCUCUCUCUCUCUCUCUCGUCCUUUCUUCCCCCUUUCCUCCAUCUCUCCGUCUAUCCUGCGAAGGUGGAAGCAGCUCAGGAUGCAAGCCCCCCUCCUCUACCCUCUGCCAGCCUGCCGCCUUGGGCUUCUCCCCCGCUGAGCCAACCAUGUCGAGCCAGCACAGCCACCCCUCCUUUAGCAACAUCCACUCCAUGGCUGAACAGCAGCAGGUACCUAGCGGCUAACGCCCUCACAGCGCACUCCUCUAAUGCUCUGUUUAGGAACAGACCUUACACUGAUGCUAUACACACACAACACACCCUGAUGCUAUACACACACACCUGACGGUGUACACACCUUAUACUGACGGUGUACACACCUUAUACUGACGCUGUACACACCUUAUACUGACGCUGUACACACCUUAUACUGACGCUGUACACACCUUAUACUGACGCUGUACACACCUUAUACUGACGCUGUACACACCUUAUACUGACGCUGUACACACCUUAUACUGACGCUGUACACACCUUAUACUGACGCUGUACACACCUUAUACUGAGGCUAUACACACCUUAUACUGAGGCUAUACACACCUUAUACUGAGGCUAUACACACCUUAUACUGAGGCUAUACACACCUUAUACUGAGGCUAUACACACCUUAUACUGAGGCUAUACACACCCACAACUCAUCACGUGCAAGUAGGUAUUAGCAUCACAUACUGGAUGGACAUAAUGAGAGGCUACCUACCUGUUGGAUUGUAAUAUACAUCCACAACCUCAAACACGUCAGCAUCACAUACUCUAUUGACAAACAGCUACAACCACCAUCACUGAUACUAUUCUGUGGCUAGGCAACAGUGUUGCGUGUAUACAUAGGUUAACUCAAACAUGCACAGUUAUGUCAUUGGAAAUUACUCCUUCCACUCGCAUUGAAUAGUGUCCUUUACAUACUUUAGUUCUAAUAACUGCUAGUUAGAACACUGCAGGGAUGUCUUGGCCAGUUUUGGGGCUCCCCUCACCACCUGUCACCUGUCCCCUCCAGGUGCUGUCUGAUGCGACCAUACUGCAGAGGAGGAUCCCCCCAAGUUUUCGAGAUCCCUCCAGCGCCCCGCUGAGAAAACUCUCUGUCGAUCUGAUCAAGACUUACAAGCACAUCAAUGAGGUGAGUGAAGUGUGUCUGUCAGCCAGGACUGCUGCAGGAGCCAUGAUCUCCAGGAAACAUCACCUCACAGCUGACCUGCUGGGAUCCGGCCCGGGAGGGUCCAAUCCGGCUCGCGGGUGGUUUGAGUAAAAUAAAAAUUUAUUUAUUUGUAUUUAUUUUAUACUAUACUAUUAUACUUUCAAAUGACUAAAACCGAAUCAAAAUUCUGUAGAAAUGAUAAUGGACCUACAUACAGUUUCUUGACUGUCCAUCUCGCUUAUAAUCACCGAAAUGAAAGCUAGCAAGUCAGGGAACAUCAGAAAUUCCCCAAAUGGAUGUAUAGAGGAUUUUUUUGUGUGAAUAUUGACGGUGAGGAAGUAUAACCAAUUUUCAGUGUGACCUCGUUGAAGACCGAAUGUGGCCUCCAGGGCAAAAUGAGUUUUACACCCCUGGUAUAAACAUUAGAUGUAGGGUUGCAAAAUUCUGUUUACUUUACCAAAUGUUCCUGGUUUUCCAGAAAUCCCGGUUGAGUUUUGCAACCCUAGGUAUAUGUAACUUCAUUAGCAUAAACGGAUGAACUAGUGAAGGAUAUCAGUUUUAUCAUUGGUUUGGUUCUCCGAGAUCUAUCCAAACAGUAGUAUGGGAAACAUCAAUGACUUACCCCUCUUUCUCUUUUCCCGCCCAUCCCUUCCUCUCUCCAUCUCCUCUCCUCCGUGUCCAGGUGUACUACACGAAGAAGAAGCGGCGUGCCCAGCAGGUGCCCCCGGAGGACUCGAGCACUAAGAAGGAGCGGAAGGUGUACAACGACGGCUACGAUGACGACAACUACGACUACAUCGUCAAGAACGGGGAGAAGUGGCUGGACCGCUACGAGAUAGACUCGCUCAUCGGCAAGGGUUCCUUCGGACAGGUCAGUGGACAUAGGGUAGAGGGGAGGGCAGGUCAGAGGAGAGAGGGGAGGACAGGUCGGUGGAGAGAGGGUAGAGGGGAGGACAGGUCAGUGGAGAGAGGGUAGAGGGGAGGACAGGUCGGUGGAGAGAGGGUAGAAGGGAGGACAGGUCGGUGGAGAGAGGGUAGAGGGGAGGAUAGGUCAGAGGAGAGAGGGGAGGACAGGUUGGUGGAGAGAGGGUAGAGGGGAGGACAGGUCAGUGGAGAGAGGGUAGAGGGGAGGACAGGUCGGUGGAGAGAGGGUAGAAGGGAGGACAGGUCGGUGGAGAGAGGGUAGAGGGGAGGAUAGGUCAGAGGAGAGAGGGGAGGACAGGUUGGUGGAGAGAGGGUAGAGGGGAGGACAGGUCAGAGGAGAGAGGGUAGAGGGGAGGACAGGUCAGUGGAGAGAGGGUAGAGGGGAGGACAAGGAGGAGAGAGGGGAGGAGGGAGGAAGAAGAGGAUGGAAUAAAUUUGAGGAGGACCACUUCCAAAGUUGAAGGUGUGAAGAGUUGCAUGUGGUGAAUGAAGUAUUUCUACAGACGUGAGGAGAAUGAAGGGGUCAUUGCUCUUGUGGGCCAGAGGAAAGAGGAGAGGGAUAAUGACUGUAUUUUGUUUGGUGAAGGAGCUUUGCCUUCGCCCCUACCACCUGCAAAUACUACAAACAACAUGGCUGCCUGUCUGAGCUGUGACCUUUGCCAUCCCGCAGGUGGUGAAAGCGUAUGACCACCACGAGCAGGAGUGGGUGGCCAUCAAAAUCAUCAAGAACAAGAAAGCCUUCCUGAACCAGGCCCAGAUAGAGCUGCGACUGCUGGAGCUCAUGAACAAACACGACACUGAGAUGAAGUACUACAUAGGUGAGGACGCGCACACACACACACUCUAUCAGUGCUUUAAGCUCGCACUUAAGAUCUAACACUAUUGCAUUGUAUACCAUCUACUAAAAUUAAUUGAUACUGUGCCUCUUUGACGUCACAUGCAACCCGCUCCACAUUUAACAUCUCACUUGAAAUAUAGACCAACGCCCUACUUCUCAUAUAUCCCUAUAAAAAAAGUAUUUAGUCAGCCACCAAUUGUGCAAGUUCUCCCACUUAAAAAGAUGAGAGAGGCCUGUAAUUUUAAUCAUAGGUACACAUCAACUAUGACAGACAAAUUGAGGGAAAAAAAUCCAGAAAAUCACAUUGUAGGAUUUUUAAUGAAUUUAUUUGCAAAUUAUGGUGGAAAAUAAGUAUUUGGUCACCUACAAACAAGCAAGAUUUCUGGCUCUCACAGACCUGUAACUUCUUCUUUAAGAGGCUCCUCUGUCCUCCACUCGUUACCUGUAUUAAUGGCACCUGUUUGAACUUGUUAUCAGUAUAAACGACACCUGUCCACAACCUCAAACAGUCACACUCCAAACUCCACUAUGGCCAAGACCAAAGAGCUGUCAAAGGACACCAGAAACAAAAUUGUAGACCUGCACCAGGCUGGGAAGACUGAAUCUGCAAUAGGUAAGCAGCUUGGUUUGAAGAAAUCAACUGUGGGAGCAAUUAUUAGGAAAUGGAAGACAUACAAGACCACUGAUAAUCUCCCUCGAUCUGGGGCUCCACGCAAGAUCUCACCCCGUGGGGUCAAAAUGAUCACAAGAACGGUGAGCAAAAAUCCCAGAACCACACGGGGGGACCUAGUGAAUGACCUGCAGAGAGCUGGGACCAAAGUAACAAAGCCUACCAUCAGUAACACACUACGCCGCCAGGGACUCAAAUCCUGCAGUGCGAGACGUGUCCCCCUGCUUAAGCCAGUACAUGUCCAGGCCCAUCUGAAGUUUGCUAGAGUGCAUUUGGAUGAUCCAGAAGAGGAUUGGGAGAAUGUCAUAUGGUCAGAUGAAACCAAAAUAUAACUUUUUGGUAAAAACUCAACUCGUCGUGUUUGGAGGACAAAGAAUGCUGAGUUGCAUCCAAAGAACACCAUACCUACUGUGAAGCAUGGGGGUGGAAACGUCAUGCUUUGGGGCUGUUUUUCUGCAAAGGGACCAGGACGACUGAUCCGUGUAAAGGAAAGAAUGAAUGGGGCCAAGUAUCGUGAGAUUUUGAGUGAAAACCUCCUUCCAUCAGCAAGGGCAUUGAAGAUGAAACGUGGCUGGGUCUUUCAGCAUGACAAUGAUCCCAAACACACCGCCCGGGCAAUGAAGGAGUGGCUUCGUAAGAAGCAUUUCAAGGUCCUGGAGUGGCCUAGCCAGUUUCCAGAUCUCAACCCCAUAGAAAAUCUUUGGAGGGAGUUGAAAGUCUGUGUUGCCCAGCGACAGCCCCAAAACAUCACUGCUCUAGAGGAGAUCUCCAUGGAGGAAUGGGCCAAAAUACCAGCAACAGUGUGUGAAAACCUUGUGAAGACUUACAGAAAACGUUUGACCUGUGUCAUUGCCAACAAAGGGUAUAUAACAAAGUAUUGAGAAACUUUUGUUAUUGACCAAAUACUUAUUUUCCACCAUAAUUUGCAAAUAAAUUCAUUAAAAAUCCUACAAUGUGAUUUUCUGGAUUUUUUCCCCUCAUUUUGUCUGUCAUAGUUGACGUGUACCUAUGAUGAAAAUUACAGGCCUCUCUCGUCUUUUUAAGUGGGAGAACUUGCACAAUUGGUGGCUGACUAAAUACUUUUUUCCCCCACUGUAAAUAUAAUGCUACAUACAUAUCAAUCCAGUAGCCUUGGUAAUGAUAAACCUGUCACAGAAUCACCUCUACCUCACUAAGCUCCUAUAGCACUGGGUGAGGUGAUUGACACACAAUAAUAGAUGGCAUUUAUAUGGCCGAGCUGUUUUUCCAUGUGGUCAAAGCACCUUGCUCUCCACUCUAAGGGCACACUGUCACUCUGGAAGUCCCCUCAACCACUACCCAGUAGAGUAGCGCAUGGAUAGGUACUGCGUUAAGUAUACCUACACCCCCCCCCCCUCCCUCUCCCCUGUCACUGAAGAGGCACUUCAUGUUCGGAACCACUUGUACGCUGGACCCAGGGUAGGGGAGGCAGGCUGGAGAGAAGUUAGAGGGGAGGACAGUCAGAGGAGAGCGGGUAGAGACAGGUCAAGGAGGGGUAGAGGGGAGGACAGGUCAGUGGAGAGAGGGUAGAGGGGAGGACAGGUCAGUGGAGAGAGGGUAGAGGGGAGGACAGGUCAGUGGGUAGAGGGUAGAGGGGAGGACAUGUCGGUGGAGAGAGGGUAGAGGGGAGGACAGGUCAGUGGAGAGAGGGUAGAGGGGAGGACAGGUCGUGGAGAGAGGGUAGAGGACAGGUCAGGGAGAGGGGUAGAGGGGAGGACAGGUCAUGGAGUGAGGGUAGAGGGGAGGACAGGUCAGUGGGUAGAGGGUGAGGAGGGUCGAGUGGAGAGAAGGUAGAGGCAAGGACAGGUCAGUGGAGAGAGGGAAAAGAGGGGGAGGACAGGUCAGUGGAGAGAGGGUAGAGGGGAGGGACAGGUCGGUGGAGAGCGGGUAAGAGGGGAGGAACAGGUCAGUGGAGAGAGGGUAGAAGGAGGACAGGGUCAGUGGGUAGAGGGGAGGACAGGUCAGUGGAGAGAGGGUAGAGGGGAGGACAGGUCAGUGGGUAGAGGGGAGGACAUGUCGGUGGAGAGAAGGUAGAGGCGAGGACAGGUCAGUGGAGAGAGGGUAGAGGGGAGGACAGGUCAGUGGAGAUAGGGUAGAGGGGAGGACAGGUCGGUGGGUAGAGGGGAGGACAGGUCAGGUCAGAGGAGAGGGGGUAGAGGGGAGGACAGGUCAGUGGAGAGAGGGUAGAGGGGAGGACAGGUCAGUGGAGAGAGGGUAGAGGGGAGGACAGGUCAGUGGAGAGAGGGUAGGGAGGGGAGGGACAGGUCAGUGGAGAGAGGGUUAGAGGGGAGGGGUUAGGGGGGGAAAGGACAGGUCAGGGGGAGAGAGGGGAGGCGGGAGGAAGAAGAGGAUGGAAGAAAUUUGAGGAGGACCACUUCCAAAGUUGAAGGUGUGAAGAGUUGCAUGGGGUGAAUGAAGUAUGUCUACAGACGUGAAGAGAACGAAGGGGUCAUUGCUCUUGUGGGCCAGAGGAAAGAGGAGAGGGAUAAUGACUGUAUUUUGUUUGGUGAAGGAGCUUUGCCUUCGCCCCUACCACCUGCAAAUACUACAAACAACAUGGCUGCCUGUCUGACCUGUGACCUUGGCCAUCCCGCAGGUGGUGAAAGCGUAUGACCACCACGAGCAGGAGUGGGUGGCCAUCAAAAUCAUCAAGAACAAGAAAGCCUUCCUGAACCAGGCCCAGAUAGAGCUGCGACUGCUGGAGCUCAUGAACAAACACGACACUGAGAUGAAGUACUACAUAGGUGAGGACGCGCGCACACACACACUCUAUCUGUGCUUUAAGCUCGCACUUAAGAUCUAACACUAUUGCAUUGUAUACCAUCUACUAUUCCAUGUGGUCAAAGCACCUUGCUCUCCACUCUAAGGGCACACUGUCACUCUGGAAGUCCCCUCAACCACUACCCAUGUAGAGUAGCGCACUCGGAUAGGUUACUGCAGUAUACAGUAUACCCUACUAACCUCCCCUCCCCCUCUUCCCUCCUCUCCCCCUUUAGUCCACCUGAAGAGGCACUUCAUGUUCCGGAACCACCUGUGCCUGGUGUUUGAGCUUCUCUCCUACAACCUGUACGACCUCCUGCGCAACACCAACUUCCGCGGCGUCUCUCUCAACCUGACCAGGAAGUUUGCCCAGCAGCUGUGCACGGCGCUGCUGUUCCUGGCCACGCCCGAGCUCAGCAUCAUCCACUGCGACCUCAAGCCCGAGAACAUCCUGCUGUGCAACCCCAAGCGCAGCGCCAUCAAGAUCGUGGACUUUGGCAGCUCAUGUCAACUAGGCCAGAGGGUGAGGAGACUAGCUGACUAACCAAGCACAGAGAUAUAGAGGACCCUAAUGAACCCAAUGUAUGUGCUGGGUGGGGGUCGGGAGGGGUGUUGAGGAGAGAACACCAUUGGGUUAGGAGAGAGGGAGAGGCAAGGGGAGGGAGGACUACGCCUUACCAAGCACAUCAAUAUACACAGUCCACUCCUGAAAUCAGUGCAUUGCAGUUCACCACUCCCAAUCCCAAUGGAUCCUUUGUGAAUUGUUCUGGGUAUCUGCAUGCUUCUGUCUAUUAUAUUUAUGAUAGACCUAAACCAUUGCAUACAUCAGCAGUCGACUGUGGUUUAUAUAGUAGGCCCUUAAUGCACACUAUAUCCCCUCUAGAUGCUGGGGGGGGGGGGGUGUUGUUGGGUAGAGAAGGAAAUUGGGGCAGGGAGGGAGGAGAGAGCUAUUGGGGGAUAGAGAGAGAGAGACGCAGGAGAAGGGAGGGAAUGGUAGAAGAGGUAGAAUUAAUAAGAGCCAGCUUUUUGUAAACCAGAUAAACGUUCAAUGUAUAUUAACCUUUUCUAAAACAUUGCUAUCAUUUGUGUGUUAAUGCCUCUGGAUAUCUCAGGAAGAGGGAGAAGAGAAGGGUGGGGUAGAUGGAUGGAUGGAUGGAUGGAUGGAUGGAUGAGGGAGAAAGCAGGAAUAGCCCACAGAUGAUGAUUCCCUGUCUCCAGUUUUAAAAGAGAAUGCGCUCUGUUUUCUGCGGACGGUAAAUAGACAUGGCGAGGGAAGCUAUGGAGGGAGGCCGUUGCCAGGUUGAAUAGGAACUGGCAUUCACAGCACGUCUUUGAGGACUCUUGGGAAGACGAGGAAAUGGGCCUCACUACAGUGCUCAAGUAUAGAAUCUCAGCGGCUCUGCUGCACCCAGUUUAGAUAUUUCUACUCAGCUUGGCCUGCCAUCCUGUGGACGAACGGUGUCAUGGCACCACCUCCUCCACAAGUGGGUGUGCUCUAAUUUAGAUUAGAAACGUUAUUAAAGGGCCACAGCUCUGUUCUGAUGUAACCAACAUACUGGAGCUAAUACCUCUCUCUUUUCUCAUCACAUUUUCUCCCCUCGUCCUUCCAUCUCUCUCUCUCUUUCUCUCAUUUUCUCUUCUUUGGUAAUAUAUUUUAUUUCUUUACCUACCUGUCCAUCCCUCCUCUGUCGUCUCCCCCCUUCUCCCUUCUCUCCCUCUUCACCUCUUUUCAUGUCUUCCCUCCGUCCUCUCCUCCUCUUCUCUACCACAGAUCUACCAGUACAUCCAGAGUCGGUUCUACAGAUCUCCGGAGGUGUUGCUGGGCAUGCCCUACGACCUGGCCAUCGACAUGUGGUCCCUGGGCUGCAUCCUAGUGGAGAUGCACACGGGAGAACCCCUCUUCAGCGGCUCCAACGAGGUAGGCUGUGAGAACACACAAACACACAGCAUUGGGUGUCAAUGCCAAACUUGCCCCUGACCUGUCCUGUUGUUUCUCUCUCUCUCCAGGUGGAUCAGAUGAAUAAGAUAGUGGAGGUGCUGGGGGUCCCUCCCAACCACAUGCUGGAUCAGGCUCCCAAAGCACGGAAGUACUUUGACAAGCUGUCUGACGGCCUGUGGACCGUCAAGAAGAACAAGGACAUAAAGAAGGUACUUUACCCCUCGGCCUCCGUGAGUAAAACUCUGCUCUUACUUAAUCUUCUCAUCUCCGAAACACAUCCCUCCUGCCACUCACAACGCAGUAGGUUCAAGUUCCCCUGUCAUCCCACAGAUCUUGGAUCAGAUUACCUUGCUCCUACUCCCAAACCUAAACUUAACUACUAGGGGGAUGGAAAAAUAUUUGACCCUAGUGUCAGUGGUUAGAGGCAACUUCUCUACUUACUCCUACUUGUAUUAACCAUUCACCCCUAGAGAGGGAAAGAGAGAUGUGGAGAAGUAAGGGAGGAGGGUUAGCUUGAUUUUGGAAAGUAGUUUGUGCAGAAGAGGUAUUUUCUCCCUUUUCUAAUUUCUAACCUAAACUCACACUCUUAGGAAUGAUAUCAGAGUCCUCAGCAUCUUCCUCUCCAAUCAUCAUCAUCAUCUAAUCCAUCAGAACCCCUGGUCAUAUAGCUUUCCCUAAUUGUUUAAAAAGGUCAUUGUUGUUACAUUAUUGUGUCUGUAUCAGAAGCAUUACAUAGCUACGCUAACCCUUUUAUGGGAUAGAGGGAUGAGAUGAAGGAGCAGUAAAAGCAGAUGAAAGGUGGAGCUUGAACAAAGGGAGAGGCCUGGAUUACGGUGGAGGUGAGAGAUAGAGGGGAGAAAGGUUUGGAUCAGAUGUUAAUUAACUCUGUCCAAAAGACAUUAGAGAUGGGGAUCAGCCAUCUCACCCCAGAGACAGGCACACCUGUGUGUGUGUGUGUGUGUGUGUGUGUGUGUGUGUGUGUGUGUGUGUGUGUGUGAGCACACGUGCACACCUAUGGGUCUUAGCAUGUAUUUUCACUAGACGAUUAGGGGUUAAGUGAAUUGCAGGAUAAGACAACUUAUUGUUAGUUUUAGGACUAGGAGCUGAUGGUCUUUAGACCGGAGACCAUGUAAGGAUACAUGUUGGAGGUCUCAUUCAUUCCAGCUUCUCAUCACUGGCUUGGUGUUAUGUAAAAAAGGAUAAAGUAGGCCUAAUAAGUGAAAGUUAUCCAUUCAUAAUAUGCAUUCUACUGACCAUCAACCAUUUCACCAUCAUAACAACAUGCAUGCUUGCAUGUGUGAAAUUCAACCAUAAUAAUAACUAAAAGUCACUAAAAACUGCCUCGAAGAAAAUGAGAACUCAACAGCGUUUCUCUGCACCUCCCCACAUCCAUAUUCUCCGUUCUCCCCCCUCUCCAUCUCCCUCUAUCCCCCUCUUCAGGAGUACAAGCCUCCUGCGACGCGGCGGCUCCAUGAGAUCCUGGGGGUGGAGACCGGGGGUCCUGGCGGGAGGCGGGGCGGGGAGCAGGGGCACGCUCCCUGCGACUACCUGAAGUUCAAGGACCUGAUCCUGCGCAUGCUGGACUACGACCCCAAGACGCGCAUCACGCCCUUCUACGCGCUGCAGCACAACUUCUUCAAGAAGACGACGGACGAGGGCACCAACACCAGCAGCUCCACCUCCACCAGCCCGGCCAUGGACCACAGCCACUCCACCUCCACCACCAGCUCCGUCUCCAGCUCCGGUACGGGACACAGCAGUUAGUAUACAGUAUACCUUUACCAUAAGCCACACUCACAGUCCACUGCAUGGGGAAACAUCUAGCGGAAAGCCACUGCAGAGGUCAAACCUCAAUAGAACAAACUCUAAACAUUGGCAGCCUGUUCGAUCCCAUAUUCCUACUGCAGUGUUUCCCCCCAGAUAAUUCCCCCUAUGUUUGUGAAAAACAGAGUCCUUAGAUUGAGAGCUAUUGAAAGCCCGUUGAAGCAAUGUUGGUUAGUACAGUACUGUAAAGGAUAUUGUCUGGGAGAUCCCUCCCACCUACAUAGUCUUCGGGGGAACACUGCAGUCUACUGCGUCAUAAUGAUGGUGGUUCAAUGUUACAUCUCAGCCAGCCCCUACAGCCCCUCUCUCUGCAACAGCUACACAGUCUCCAUAGAAACAAGCUCCUAGUCACUUCAGCCGCAGCUCAGUCCCUACAGCCUGCAGCACACCGUCACCAUAGCAACAGCUCAGCCUCAGCGGCCUCUCCUCUGCCACGGCUACAGCUCCCAUUCACCAUGGCAACAGAUAGUCACCUUAGCUACAGCACCAUGUUCAGCAGCUCAGCAAGGUUAUGUUCCCGGCAGUGAUGGACUCAGUAUGUUGAUGUAACAAACCUAUUGUGUAUUCUGACUGACCGAGUGUAUUUUCCCCGUCUCAUCCCCUACUCCCUCUCUCCAGGUGGAUCUAGCGGUUCUUCCAAUGACAACCGGAAUUACCGGUACAGUAACCGGUACUACAACAGUGCAGUUACACACUCAGACUACGAGAUGCAGAGUCCACAGGUGAGCGGAGGUUUAAAUCUGACCUCACUCUGAUGUCUCGGAUCUCAUCACAUGGAACAACAUGUUCUUCCUCUAUACCAGCUGGAACUGACAUUUAUACAGUGAGGGAAAAAAGUAUUUGAUCCCCUGCUGAUUUUGUACGUUUGCCCACUGACAAAGAAAUUAUCAGUCUAUAAUUUUAAUGGUAGGUUUAUUUGAACAGUGAGAGACAGAAUAACAACAAAAAAAUCCAGAAAAACGCAUGUCAAAAUUGAUUUGCAUUUUAAUGAGGAAAAUAAGUAUUUGACCCCCUCUCAAUCAGAAAGAUUUCUGGCUCCCAGGUGUCUUUUAUACAGGUAACGAGCUGAGAUUAGGAGCACACUCUUAAAGGGAGUGCUCCUAAUCUCAGUUUGUUACCUGUAUAAAAGACACCUGUCCACAGAAGCAAUCAAUCAAUCAGAUUCCAAACUCUCCACCAUGGCCAAGACCAAAGAGCUCUCCAAGGAUGUCAGGGACAAGAUUGUAGACCUACACAAGGCUGGAAUGGGCUACAAGACCAUCGCCAAGCAGCUUGGUGAGAAGGUGACAACAGUUGGAAUAAACACAAAAGAAGAGUUGAGUUGAUGCCAAAGAGCUCCAUUUUGGUCUCAUCUGACCACAACACUGGGGGACCUUGCGGGCGCUGCAGGAUUUCAGUCCUUCACGGCGUAGUGUGUUACCAAUUGUUUUCUUGGUGACUAUGGUCCCAGCUGCCUUGAGAUCAUUGACAAGAUCCUCCCGUGUAGUUCUGGGCUGAUUCCUCACCGUUCUCAUGAUCAUUGCAACUCCACGAGGUGAGAUCUUGCAUGGAGCCCCAGGCCGAGGGAGAUUGACAGUUAUUUUGUGUUUCUUCCAUUUGCGAAUAAUCGCACCAACUGUUGUCACCUUCUCACCAAGCUGCUUGGCGAUGGUCUUGUAGCCCAUUCCAGCCUUGUGUAGGUCUACAAUCUUGUCCCUGACAUCCUUGGAGAGCUCUUUGGUCUUGGCCAUGGUGGAGAGUUUGGAAUCUGAUUGAUUGAUUGCUUCUGUGGACAGGUGUCUUUUAUACAGGUAACAAGCUGAGAUUAGGAGCACUCCCUUUAAGAGUGUGCUCCUAAUCUCAGUUUGUUACCUGUAUAAAAGACACCUGGGAGCCAGAAAUCUUUCUGAUUGAGAGGGGGUCAAAUACUUAUUUCCCUCAUUCAAAUGCAAAUCAAUUUAUAACAUUUUUGACAUGCGUUUUUCUGGAUGUUUUUGUUGUUAUUCUGUCUCUCACUGUUCAAAUAAACCUACCAUUAAAAUUAUAGACUGAUCAUUUCUUUGUCAGUGGGCAAACGUACAAAAUCAGCAGGGGAUCAAAUACUUUUUUCCCUCACUGUAUGAUAUGCUGUAGAUACUGCAUUCUCUGUUUCUAACGAUGACCCAUCUUCCUCCUCAACCCCCACCUCCAAGGCUCCAUCUCAGCAGCAGCUGCGCCUCUGGCCGGGUGGAGAGGGGGGCAUGGGUCCCCUGUCCAACAGCGGCAGUAGCGUCGGCGACCCCCCAUACCCCCAGCUGCUGCUGCACAAGCCGGCGGCCACGCAGCACUCGCGCCACUUCCUGGGAGGUGGCGGCGUCGGGGGCAUGAUGGAACCGCACCACCCGCACCCCAUCUACGGCGGUCACCACGGCAAUGGGCGGGGCAUGCGGCAGACUGGGCAGGGGAACCAGCCCCAGGGCCAGGCUUCGCAGGGCCAGCCGCUGAUGCCCAUCUCCUCCCCACAGAUGCCGGACAGCAUCGAGCUCAGCCUCACACACCACCACCAUCUGGGUCAGUCUUCCAUCAUGCCGCCCCCAUCCAGCUUGGACUCCAGCCAGUACGGCUCCUCCAACCUCCACCUGGGCCUCUCUGCCUUUCGGACUAGGACGGUCACGGCCCCCCAGCCGCUCCCCGCCGGCUCCCAGCAACAGUUGGCCCAGCCCCCAGCCUCUCAGGACAGCUUGGUCGCUGCCUCCGGGCUUGGAUACAUCCCCCCAUGCUACCCGGGCAGUAACAACAAUAACAACCCUCCCCAGGGUAGCGUGGUCGGGGGUGGGAUGCUCACCGGGGGGCCCCCACCCAGGGGAGUAGGGGGCGGCGGGGGGAGGCCGGAUUCUGAGGAGUCCACCAUGAUGGGUGUGUGCGGCAGUGGAGGAGGCGGCGGUCAAAACGCGGCCAACUCUUGA
Coregonus sp. 'balchen' is the source of this 18368-nucleotide messenger RNA. The record is from the annotation of a GenBank genome assembly. Lineage: Eukaryota; Metazoa; Chordata; Actinopteri; Salmoniformes; Salmonidae.